Molecule: messenger RNA, 1056 nt
Organism: Mesorhabditis spiculigera
Lineage: Eukaryota; Metazoa; Nematoda; Chromadorea; Rhabditida; Rhabditidae
Source: the annotation of a GenBank genome assembly
AUGGCAGAUGUGGAGGUGGUGGAGAUGGGGAAUUGCUCCACCAUCCAGCACUACUCUCCCGAUGCCAUCGAUUUGCCAAUUAUACAGGCUAUAAUCGCCGUCUUAUACUCCAUCGUGUGGGUAGCAGCAAUUGCAGGUAUCCCUCUCCGUCCGAUCAGUGUUUCUCGGGUGUCUCGCAGUCUCGGAUCUUCUGAUGAGUCUAACAGCCCUGCCGAUCACGGCCGUCGUCAUCAUCACCAGGGUCUGGGUCUUCCCAGCUUGUUAUGCAAAAUCAUUGGCGUACUGCAGGGUGGAAGUAUCUUUGUCUCCUCCUUCACCCUAACAGCUAUCGCAAUCGAUCGAUGCUUUUUCAUCGUCAAGCCGAAUCGGGAGAUAAUCGGCUUCUCCCGUGCCGUCCCUACCGUAUGCGUCAUCUGGGUGUGGGGCUAUUUGUUGGCCUUCCCAGUCGGGUUAUUCUCAAAAACCGUCUCUUUCGACGACCUGUGCGGAGAAUUCUGUGAAGAGACAUGGCCGGACACUGAUCAGAAUGGAUUUUCAUCUAUCAGAAGACUAUACGGGAUCACUGUGCUGUUGUUGCAAUUUGGGAUCCCAACUGUGAUUUCAUCGCUGUGUUACUGGAUGAUCUCCCGAGUGAUGUCGUGCCAGCUAGAAAAGAGGAGAGGCCAGAAGCUGUUGCCAGACCGAGAGGGACAACUGGAGAAGAGAAAAUCUCGAGCGAAUCGGAUGAUGAUAUCGAUGGUUGGGGGAUUGGUGUUGGCCUGGAUGCCGCUGAAUGCAAUGAAUCUGCUCAGGGACUUCUUUCAAUUUGGUGGUGAGGGCUGGUUCUCGACCGUCUUCGCGUUGUGCCACGUAGUCGCUAUGACGUCGGCGGUGUGGAACCCGUUAAUUUAUUCCUGGUUCAACCCCCAAUUCCGAGCGGCCAUAAAGGGCAUCUGGGAUGAGCAGAAAAGGCGUCAGAAGUUUGAGACAACCGAGAUUCUAAUGCACAAAUCGGAGACGCGCGUCCAGAAGCAGACAGUGAAUUCGAAUUCGCCGAAGACGACAGCCAAUUUACUG